Spizellomyces punctatus DAOM BR117 is the source of this 829-nucleotide messenger RNA. RefSeq lists its product as uncharacterized. The coding region runs from base 392 to 793 and encodes 133 amino acids. The record is from RefSeq and is a predicted model, not a curated record. Lineage: Eukaryota; Fungi; Chytridiomycota; Chytridiomycetes; Spizellomycetales; Spizellomycetaceae. The transcript has a single exon.
GGAUUUUUUAUUUAUCUGGUUGAGCAUAUCUUUGUCAUGAUCGUUUACGGAAUCUGGCAAAUGAUAGCGUUGUUUUUUAGGUUGCUGAGAUUAGCAGCCUGUUUGUCGCCUUGUUGAAUACCGCGGAAAACUCAAAGCGAAUCGGUAGUGUGAUGGAUGUGAUGGAUGAGAAUCCCCCCAGAUGCGAAUCUCCAGUGACCGUAAUGUUCUCGUUUUGACGGUUCAUUUUCCAAGAGUAACCAUUCUGUUUUGUCGUGGCCUACAGAAGGACUUUCCAAAAUCUCACUUUUUGUGCUUUGGUAAGUCUUGUGUGCUUUUCCUUUGACACAGUUCAAAAUCCAUCUAGUGCUUACUGGAGAAAGAAAUCUCUCGUUUGGUGCUCUGGUAAGACAUGUGCGGUUUUCCGUGCUUUCGCAUUGCAACAUGGUUGGAAGGAUCGUACUGCUUACCACCGAAAUCUUCACCUUUUUGUGCUUUGGGGAGGCACUUUGCAAAUCUCACACCUUUUUCUUACACAGUGCAACAUGUCAAUUUCCAGUGCGUGGCAUCUAGAAUAUACUGGAAGAUGAGUUCGUACAGCCCAAAAAUCUCUUUUUGCCAGAGACAAGACGAUAAAAAAUCAUCAAAGGGAGCUUUGUGUACUGCAGAUCCAUCUUCGCCGUCUAAAUGUUCUACAUUAAAAGGAGUAGAGUGCACAGAUAUUUUGCCUGUCAGCAAACGCUGUUGGUUGAAUGCAAAAAAAAAAAGAGUCUGCGGCUCACACAAACCUGUAUUCAGGACGCUGCUGAAAUGAAGUUUGGUCAGUGCGUCUGUAAACUGACACAAUAUG